Molecule: messenger RNA, 1901 nt
Organism: Drosophila takahashii
Lineage: Eukaryota; Metazoa; Arthropoda; Insecta; Diptera; Drosophilidae
Product: mucin-21
Molecular function (GO): protein serine/threonine phosphatase inhibitor activity
Source: RefSeq, a predicted model, not a curated record
GGCGUUUGCCAACACUAUAAAAAAACUAAACGGGUAUAGCUGAAAAUUACAAUCGCAGGACACAAUUUUAUAGACGGCAAUGGAAUCGGAGACGAAAGCCAGCGGCGAGGAGAAGCAGCAGGAAAACCCCUCGACAGUGCCCAUGGACACUCUGGAUCCGCCGCCACCGAGUGGCAGCUCGAAGACCCUCAAACGUUGCCUAAGUGUGCCCAUAAUCCGGACUCCGCCGGCGGGAAAAUCGGGAAAAACACCGAUGACGACACGCGCAGCUGCAGCGGCUGCUCUGGCGGCCAAGGAGCACGAGCAGACGCCCAAGAAGAGCCAACAGGUGCUGGAUAUCCAGAUGCCGAAUGUCCCAUCGAUCGAUUGCUUCGGCAAGAACAUACAUAUACGAUCCCAGCCCAAUUCCCGGGAGGUUUCCCCGGCGCCCAUCUUCAACAUAUUCACACCUCGAGCAAGGAGGUAUUCGGCUAGUUACAGUCCCUUGACCACUGCCGCCAAUGGAGCCACCCUUUGCCUAACUCCCCGGGUCUCCCAGCUGAGGCAAGAGGAAUGCGCGGAUCUGAAUAGCCGGGAGGUAAAUCAUGAGCGCGAAGUUCACCGAGAAAUACAAAUCUCCCAGAGCUGGGAAGACUUAACUCUGGUGGCCGAGAACUGGUCGUGCAAAUCGGACGAGUUCUCGAACCCCCUGCAAGUCAGUCUGCCACCCACUGGCACUACCAGUUGCUCCAGUCCCAGUCCCACAAACAAUCGUGCGGGCAUGAGGCUACCAUAUUCCCCGUCGCCCACGAGGCGAACAUUCGCCACCAGGAGAUCGAUGUCUCCCAUCGCCAUGAGACCAUCUCAGCUGGGUCCCGUGAAGAGGAAGUUUGAACUGGACGAUAAUCCCACGCAGGGCAGCAACUGGAGUGUUUACUCUCCUCCGCCCAUGAAGAAGAUAUUCACGGAAAGUCGCGGCUCCUCACCGGUGUGUCAAUCGCCGUCGUCGGUCUGUCCCAGUCCCGAUUCCGGAACCUUUGAUGGCCGAAUUACGCCCAAGCUGUUCAUCUCGAAGCUGUGCACAAAUAAUACGGUGAGCGGAAGUGGAAUCAAUAACAAUAGCAGCAGCUCGGGAUGUCCGUCACCCGUUUCCGCUUCGCCCGGAGGUGUGGGCAGUGGGCCGAAUCUGGAGGCGGCCAUGUGCCUUGUUUCCGGCGGCAGCCAGAGUCAAAGUAUCGACGAGGGAAUCUCGAUACCCGAAUCGGAGUCGCACUCCUCCUGCCGCAGUCGCACCUCCUCCAUCCUGUCCACCGCAUCCUCCAGCACUCAGGUGCUGGUCAACGAUUUGGUGGAUGAUGCCACUCUAAUGGACGAUGCCAAAAGCGAGACCUCCUCGAUCGGUGGAUGUUCCACCAUCAGCAUAGAGUCGUCCUCCUGCGACAGUGGUGCCAAAACAGCUGCCACUUUUCUGAAUCGCCUUGUCGUGGAUUCAGAUGGCGGGGGUUCCCCGCUUGCACAGAAGAGCUUCUAUAUCAACAAGCAGGGAUUGUCGGGCGCCAAGAAGUUUGUCGUCAAUCACGAGAGAUCGGGAGCCACCAGCAAAGAUGUGCCGCCAAAGCUUUAAGAAACGCGUGGAAACAUACGCAGUUUAGCUUAGCUUAGGGGUCGAUUUUGGGGAUGCUAAAUUAAUGUAACAAUCUCAGGCUCCAAAAAUUAAUCUUUGGUUAAUUUUAAGUGAUUUGCUUUGAAUUCUUUAUGAACUAUAUAUGAGUACCAACGGGUUAAAAAAAUCUAACAAAUAUCCAUGCCUCUUGUCUUCCAAGAAACACUUGAUCAAAAAUAGCUAGAUUCUUUUAAAGUUGUACAUUUUCAAUAAUUCUAAUAGACCUUAACGCAAAUUUUCUUAUGGUUAAAUUAUAUUU